Molecule: messenger RNA, 864 nt
Organism: Schistocerca serialis cubense
Lineage: Eukaryota; Metazoa; Arthropoda; Insecta; Orthoptera; Acrididae
Exons: 3
Coding region: 1-864 (287 amino acids)
Source: RefSeq, a predicted model, not a curated record
AUGCCCAACAUUGGCCUGCUCACCCCCGUGCUGCUGGCUUCUGCUGGACAAGUAUUCAGUAGGAUUUCCAAUUACAAAUAUUUGGUCCGCGGCGGGUUCCAGCCGCGCCUUCCGACUUCGCUGCCGCCCCCAGGGCAGCAGCAGCAGCCGUCGCCGCUACCACGCCGACAGCCCGUCCCGUUGAUGCCUCCCGCGCAGCUUCAUCCGGGAGCGCCCCAGGUGGUCGCUCCGGCGCCUGCGGUCCCUCUUCAGUCGCCACCGCCUUCGGAGCUGAUGGACGUCGACCCCUCAGCCGGGCCGCCUUCCCAAGCGGUGGCUGUGCAGCCUGUCCUGCAGCCGCUUUCCUUGGGCACCCCCAAGGAGUCUGACACCGCAGCGCCUUGUCCGGCGCCCACUCAGCAGCCGUCGACGCAGCGUCAGGAGACGCUGCCUCUCUUCGUGGGUCCCGACGCCCCGUCGCGUCCUGUACCAGAAGCUGCGCCCAAGGUCACAGGCGUGCACCCUGACCUCGGUUUUCAAGACACCGCCGUAAUAACGCCUGUUGCUGCCUGUGUGGAGCAUUCAGGUAGGCUGGCCGAUGUAGCGGCAACGCAUUUGGGCGCGCCACGGCCCAGCGGGGUUCUGCUACAAGUUGGCAAGUGGCGCGCAGGCGGCGGGCGGACUUCUUGCGGUAGAGCGAGCCGACAAACGGGCGCGCCGCCGUGUUUACGAGACGGCAGCAAUUACUGCGGCGCGCCCGCCGCGCUGCUGGCUGAUGAGUGGGGGGACGCUGGCUGGCUGGCUGGCCGGCCACACCAGGGCGGCAGGGCGACCGCCUGUCCCGCACAGCUCACUGUUACUGCCGGCCCUACACACAGCGUCUAA